Sipha flava (yellow sugarcane aphid) is the source of this 2404-nucleotide messenger RNA. RefSeq names its product probable ATP-dependent RNA helicase DDX27 (gene Rs1). Gene Ontology annotation, molecular function: RNA helicase activity; ATP binding; nucleic acid binding. NCBI's taxonomy places the organism in Eukaryota, Metazoa, Arthropoda, Insecta, Hemiptera, Aphididae. Bases 117 to 2396 code for a protein of 759 amino acids. The record is from RefSeq and is a predicted model, not a curated record. The transcript has 13 exons.
CAUGUGAAAUUUAUAACAACAAAGCUGGCAUGUCUGAUGAUACAUUUUUUAUCACCAAACACAAUUUUCGAUUAUUUGAAAAACUGUUAUUUUGUUAUUUGUAAAUUAUUUAUAUAAUGACUACCCUUAAAUGGGAUAAUAUUAAAACGAUUGGCGAUCAAGAUGCUGUGGAUGACGUUUCGUCGGAUUCCGAUAUUGAAAUCGAAUACCAACCAAAAAAACAUAAGACUAAGGGUGAUUCACAUUUCGAUGAUGAAUUUAAGUUUUUGUCAAUGGCAUCCGAAUAUAAUCAAGACACAUGGGAUGAUUUGCAAAAAUAUGUAAAAAAAAAAGGAACCAAUAGAAUUGAUGAAAAAAUAGAAAAAGCUCGUAGAUAUGUGAAAUCAUUUUUGCCUGAUGUCACUACUGAGGAACAUGAAGAUUACAAUGAACCAUCAGAUUGUGAUUCAUUAUCCGAAGAUGAACUAAAAAAAGAUGGUAUCAAAGAUAGACAGAAACUGGUUGGUAAAAAAAAUAAAAAAAAAAAGGAAAUUGAAGAAAAUAAAAAUGAUAUAACUAUUGAAGACUCUGAAGAAUUUUUCGAAGAUGCUCCUCCAUUUGAAGAAAAUGCUACAUUUUAUCAAAUGAAUAUUUCAAGACCUUUAAUGAAAGCAAUAAGUGCCUUAAACUAUGUUCAUCCGACGCCUAUACAAGCUGCUGCAAUACCUGUAGCUUUAUUAGGUAGAGAUAUUUGUGGUUGUGCAGCUACAGGUACUGGAAAAACAGCAGCUUAUAUGUUACCUAUUCUAGAAAGACUUUUAUACAGGCCAAAAGGGUUUACUCCUAUCACUAGAGUUUUAGUUUUGGUGCCAACUCGAGAAUUAGGUGUACAAGUUUAUCAAGUUACUAAACAACUAGCACAGUUUACUACAGUUGAAGUUGGUCUUUCUGUUGGUGGCUUAGAACUUAAAGUGCAAGAAUCUAUACUGCGAAAAAAUCCAGAUAUUGUUAUAGCUACCCCUGGUAGAUUAUUAGAUCACUUACAAAAUACACCAUCAUUUUCAUUGUCAGAUUUAGAAGUAUUAGUAUUAGAUGAAGCUGAUAGAAUGUUAGAUGAAAAUUUUGCUGAACAAAUGAAAGAAAUAAUUAAUAUGUGUGCUCGUAACAGACAAACAAUGUUGUUUUCAGCUACAAUGACUGAUGCUGUUAAUGAUCUUGCAUCUGUUUCUCUAAGCAAACCUGUUAAAAUAUUUGUUGAUAGUAAUACAGAUGUUGCAUUUAAUUUAAGACAAGAAUUUGUAAGAUUGCGCCAAGGAAAAGAACAAGAUCGAGAUGCAACUUUAGCUGCUUUAGUGUGUCGUACAUUUAGAGAUCACACAAUGAUAUUUGUGCGAACUAAAGCUGAUGCUCAUAGAGUGAAAAUCUUACUUGGACUUUUUGGUUUAAAGGUUGGUGAAUUACAUGGAAAUUUAUCUCAACCUCAAAGAUUAGAAGCACUGCGUAAAUUUAAAGAUGAAGAACUUGAUAUAUUAAUUGCUACAGAUGUUGCAGCUCGUGGAUUAGAUAUUCGAGGAGUGAAAGCUGUUAUUAACUAUGUUAUGCCACCAACUGUUGAACAUUAUAUUCAUAGAGUUGGUAGAACAGCCAGAGCAGGUCGAUCUGGUGUUUCUGUUUCAAUCGCAAGUGAACAAGACCGCAAAGUUCUGAAGGAAGUAAUCCGUAAAGCUAAAAAUCCUGUAAAAAAUCGUGUUAUCCCUAUUGAAAUUUUAGAUAAGUAUAAAGAACGUGUUGAUUCUCUUAGAAAUGAGGUUAAAUGUAUUAUGCAUGAAGAGUAUGAAGAAAGACAAAUGACUCGUACUGAAGAAUUUGCUGAUAAAACUGAAAAAAUGGCAAAAACCAGUAUUGGCAGUUUAGUAAAGAAAAAAGAUGAAAAAAAAAGAGAUUGGUUCCAGACUCAAAAAGAGAGACAAGAAGCUAAAAAGCGAUCCCGAGAAGCUUUUUCAUCUAAAAUAGAAAAAAAUAUUAAAAAGAAAAAGAAAAAUACUGAUGGUGAAGGUGGUAAUGAUGAUGAAGAAAUAGAAAGUCAAAAAAAAAUGCAAAGAGUAGCUAAUUUCCAAGCUAGAAGUGCUAAGAAUAAAAUGAAACCUAAGAAAAUGAAGGCAAUGUCAGAUAUUGAUCAGGGUAAAUUUUCAUCUAAGUCUGCUAAUGGUAAACAAAAGAAAGGAAGUUCUGUUUUUGACUCACAAUUUACGGAUGUAAGCAAAUCUGGUGUUAAAAAGUACAGAUAUGAAGCUAAUCAAGCCAAAAGAAUGUUGGCUAAAAAGAAAUGUGAUUUAAUUCAAAAAGGAAAAAAAAGAAAAUCAACAUUUCAAUCCAAAAAAUUAAGUUUUCAGGGUAAAGGAGGGAAAAGAAGAUGAAUAUAAAA